Molecule: messenger RNA, 826 nt
Organism: Melitaea cinxia (Glanville fritillary)
Lineage: Eukaryota; Metazoa; Arthropoda; Insecta; Lepidoptera; Nymphalidae
Gene: Rnf146
Product: E3 ubiquitin-protein ligase rnf146
Exons: 6
Coding region: 23-730 (235 amino acids)
Biological process (GO): ubiquitin-dependent protein catabolic process; Wnt signaling pathway
Cellular component (GO): nucleus; cytoplasm
Molecular function (GO): poly-ADP-D-ribose binding; zinc ion binding; ubiquitin protein ligase activity
Source: RefSeq, a predicted model, not a curated record
AGUGGUGUAUGUAUUUUAGAAUAUGGAUAUAAAUAUUCAAGAGCAAGACUGUGCUAUUUGCUUGCAAAAAUAUCAUCACCCAACUCGACUACCAUGUGGCCAUAUAUUCUGUUUCCUCUGUGUAAAGGGUAUUGCAAUACAGAGCAAGAAAUGUGCCAUGUGUCGUAUGGAAAUACCUCACGACUACUUUGAUCAUCCGGAUUUGAUAGAAAAACUAUCACUCGAGGACAUAACUACAGAUGGUGAUACUGAAAAAUAUCAAUGGUACUAUGAAGGCAGAAAUGGGUGGUGGAAAUAUGAUGAAAGAAGUAAUAUAGAUUUAGAAACAUCCUAUAGUUCUGGAGACACAGAAUGCUUGCUUCUACUGGCAGGUACUAUAUAUUGUGUAGAUUUUAACAGUAUGAUACAAAUCCGUCGCAAUGAUCCAACUAAAAGACGAAAAAUAAAAAGGGAUGUACCAACCUUGCCUUCAAAAGGUAUUGCAGGAAUUAAAAAUAUUGAUUCAACCCAUCAAGUACUUCCAGAUACAACAAAUGAUUUUACAGAAGGUCAAGACACUGAAGAAAAUCAAAACGAUACCCCUAACUUAGUACCUGAUAACAGUAGUGCAAAUACUCCCUCUUUGUCAUUUGAUGAUCUUACUGAUAGUUUAAGACAGUUUAAUUUACACGAAGAAGAAAUAUUGCCUACAGCUCAAGAUGAUGAUUCGCCAAACUCGGAAGACACUUGAAUGAACAAAUUCUUAAAAGAACACUGUUAGGAUAUGGUUAAAGAUUAUAUUUUAAUAAAAUUAAAAUAAAUUCUUAAAAUAAUUUCGAGACUGAAA